Closterium sp. NIES-67 is the source of this 1605-nucleotide messenger RNA. The record is from the annotation of a GenBank genome assembly. NCBI's taxonomy places the organism in Eukaryota, Viridiplantae, Streptophyta, Zygnematophyceae, Desmidiales, Closteriaceae.
GUUAAUCUCUUUCGGGAGGUUUUCAGCGAGCUUGAGCUCGUGCGACCGGGAACCACCAGAUUCGGGACUCAAGUGAUCAUGGUGUCGUGGUUCUUGGAGGUGAAGCGACAAUUGCGCAACAUGGUAAUUAGCGAAGAGUGGGGGGAGGUGCCGGUUGCGAAAACAGAGGAGGGGCGGCGAAUCCGCCGCCUCCUCCUUGACGAUGCCUUUUGGGGCUCGGUGGGGUUGGUGCUGAAACUCAUGACCGCGGUGUACGAAGUGCUCCGGGCGGUAGACACGCGGGCUCACCUCAUGGGAAGGAUCUACGGCUUGAUGCUCAACGCCACGAUGAAGACCAACGAGGCGGCCGAGUGGGCGGCCACAUACUUCGUGAAGAAGACCGGGCUGCUCUUGGCCAAGGACAAGGCUUCCUUCCUGGCCAAGGUGCGCCGGAUUAUUUCCCAGCGUUGGGACAGUCAGCUGCAUAACCCUUUGCAUGCGGCUAGUUGGCUCCUCAACCCCGUCAACCGCUUUGCCGAGGAGGUUAGGGCCGAUUCGGAGAUUGUGAACGGGAUGGAGAGGGUGCUUGAGGUGCGGGAGACGAACAUUCAGCGCCGCACUCUCCUCCAAGCCCAACUCGCCCACUACCAUAGUGGGAACGGGAGUUUGGGAGGCAAGGAGGCGCGGUGGACCGCCACCGCUUUGGUGGAGAGCGGGAGGCUCUCUGAGGCGGAGUGGUGGUCCACCUACGGGGGGGAGGUGAGGGCGCUUCAGGAAAUGGCCGUUAGGAUCCUCUCCCAACCGUGCACGUCGUCCGAGGCGGAGCGGGCGUGGUCGGCUUUCAACCGGGUGCAGCGACGCGAUCACAACCGGCUGAAUUCUGACACCAUGAUCGAUGUCACGGUGGUGGCCAGUCGUUGCUAGCUGUCGGAUGUUUUCAACAAAAAAAAGAAAAAAGAAAAAAAAAGAGAGGAAAAUCCCGUCUAUUAAAGAAACGGCGUUUUUUUCAACCUUGCUCUGCCCCUUGCCUCCCUUCCUCUUCCAUCCCUUCCCGUCCCUUCCCUUCCCUUCCCUUCCCUCCUUUUUUUCCCUUCCCAAACUCUUCCCUUCCCCUAUGUUUCCUAAGCCCGAACUUCAAGUCAACCCCACUGCAUGAAAUCAGCAUCCCUCUGGGGCGCUAAGCACUUCUCCUCCCAAAUCUAAACCCCGAAACCUAAGCUGUACCCCAUGCCAUGAACCCAGAUUCCCCUUGCACGAGGUCAGAGGCCCUCUGGGUUGAUACGUGCCCUUCUUUCCCCUCCAUGCGCCUGUCUUCCCGAGCACACUUCUCAAGCCACGAGUCGAGCCCUUAUCCCCCUCUCCUUAGAAUGCAACUCUUGAACCCGUAUCUGCCAUUGCAGUAGAUCAUCGGGCCUCUUGAUUGUUAAGUGUGCCUCUCUUUCCUCCCCUGCAUGUGUUUACGGUUAUCCCAACCCUAAUCCCCACCCUCAAGUUGAACUGCGCCCCAUGAGCUCCUAUCUCCCCUCGGAAGAGAUCAGCAGCCCUUUGGGUCGCUACGUGCACCUCGUUCCAGUGUGUGAGGAGUCUAUUUUUGAGGCGCCUCAAAAAUAGACCUCUUUCCACUGU